This is a messenger RNA of Cryptosporidium ubiquitum, 1857 nucleotides long. RefSeq names its product HSP60 protein. The record is from RefSeq and is a predicted model, not a curated record. NCBI's taxonomy places the organism in Eukaryota, Apicomplexa, Conoidasida, Eucoccidiorida, Cryptosporidiidae. The coding region runs from base 1 to 1857 and encodes 618 amino acids. Gene Ontology annotation, biological process: protein refolding. The transcript has a single exon. Gene Ontology annotation, molecular function: ATP-dependent protein folding chaperone; ATP binding.
AUGUUAUUUCGAUCAGGUAUAAGGCUUUACAGGUCAGUUGUAUGCCCAGCAGAAAUAAGAAGGGUAGCUGUCAGAUUGGGAAUGUAUUACUUGAGCUCCGGAAAGGAGUUGAGUUUUGGAAGCAAAGCUAGAAGGGAAAUGUUAAAGGGAGCCAACGAUCUUGCAGAUGCGGUAGGAGUGACUUUGGGUCCAAGAGGCCGGAAUGUUGUAAUAGAGCAAAAAUUUGGAGAAACCCCAAAAAUAACCAAGGAUGGAGUAACAGUUGCAAAGGCAAUUCAGUUUAAUAGUGGUCCAGUCAAUUUGGGUGCUCAGCUAUUAAAGGAUGUAGCAAUAUCUACUAAUGAUGAGGCAGGAGAUGGCACAACUACAGCCACAGUAUUGGCAAGAGCAAUUUUCAAGUCAGGUUGUGAGAAAGUGGAUGCAGGAUUGAAUCCAAUGGACCUACUCAGAGGAAUCAAGCUUGGAGUGAAGCAUGUAGUUGAUGAGCUGGAUUCACUAAGUCAGCCAGUUAGGUCUCACGAAGAUAUUUUGAACGUUGCAACAAUCAGUGCAAAUGGAGAUUCUAUAGUUGGGUCUCUGAUAGCCCGAGCUUAUAGUAAAGUUGGUGUGCACGGUACCAUUAAUAUUGAGGAAGGAAAGACCACUCAGUGCGAGCUAGAAAUUGUUGAAGGUUUGAAACUUGAAAAGGGUUACAUAUCUCCAUACUUUAUCACAAACCAAAAAUACCAAAAGGUUGAGUUGGAAAAUCCCUACAUAUUGAUUUCAGAAGGUAAAAUAUCAUCUCUGAAAUCCAUCUUGCCAAUUUUGGAAUUCUGCGUAUCAUCUAGAUCUCCUUUGCUCAUAAUUGCCGAAGAAGUUGAAGGAGAGGCUCUGACAGCCUUAAUUUUGAAUAAGCUUCAGCUUAACCUAAAAGUUUGUGCAGUAAAGGCCCCAGGAUUUGGAGAAAAUAGAAAACAGAUGCUUAAAGAUAUUUCUGUCUCAGUGGGAGCUCAGAUCAUUCAAGAGGAGUUUUCCAAAGCUAAGCUUGAACAGCUGACUCCUAAUCAGGUCGAGGAGUUUCUUGGGAAGUGCAAAAGUAUCUCAAUUUCCAAAGAUGAAACUAUUAUUAAACAGGGAGAAGGGUCCCCUGAAAAGUUAAAAGACACUAUUUCUUUGCUUAAAUCCCAGAUUGAGGAAAAUCACAAACUUUCCGAUUAUGAUAGAGAAAAGAUACAAGAAAGGCUUGCCAGACUAACUGGUGGAGUUGCUUUGAUUAAAAUCGGUGGAUACUCUGACACUGAGAUAUCAGAACUUAAAGACAGAUUUAUCGAUGCUUUGAAUGCUACUAAGUGUGCAAUAGAACAAGGAAUCGUCCCAGGAGGUGGUUCUGCUCUUCUUUGGGCUUCCAGAAACCUUGGAAAACUGUAUUCUCAGAGCCCUCCUCCAGGGAAAACUCUAGAGGUUUCCCAAACAUCAGAAUCCAAUCCUAUUAGAAACUAUGAUAUGGCAAUGGGUGUUAAGAUAGUAGAAGAUGCAUGUAAAGUUCCAUGCCACCUCAUUUCUUCCAAUGCAGGUUUUGAUGGUUCAGUAAUUGUAGGAGAGCUUAUUAAAGUCUUUUCUCAAGGAAGUAAACACUUUGGUUUUAAUGCUCAGACUGGACAGUUUGUGGAUAUGAUUAAGAGUGGUAUUCUUGACCCCACGAAAGUCGUCAAAUCUGGACUUAGAGAUGCUGCUAGCAUUGCAUCUUUGAUGGCUACUACCCAGGUAUCUGUUUUUGAAUCAAAAAACCAAUCAGAAAAAAUGGGUUCUCCUGAAUUAAUGUCCUCAUCUUCCCCGUCCUCCUCUUCAUUUGGCUCACUUCCUGGAACUUUUUAUUAG